UGUUUGAGAGAUGGCGGAACCCGGGAGACGGAGCCCGAGGUCCCGCGGUGGCAGGGUCGGCGCUCGAAGAGCCGGGGUCGCCCGUGGCCGGUGUCCUCGCGCCCCGCAGGCUCCAUCUCGGCUCAUUCCAGACACAGUGCUUGUGGACUUGGUCAGUGACAGCGACGAGGAGAACCAGGGAGUCGUCACGGACCCUGUGGAAAUGCCGGCCGCCCAGUCCCCGGCGCCGGCCGCUCAGUCCCCGGCGCCGGCCGCUCCUGGCCAGGAUAGCGACAGUAACAGUGAAGGGGAGAACGAGGGGCCUGCAGGAGCCCCUCGUCCCUUGGUCCGGCGGCGGCGGCGGCGGCGGCUGCUGGAUCCGGGCGAAGCGCCGGUGGUUCCUGUAUACUCCGGGAAGGUACAAAGCAGCCUCAACCUCAUCCCAGAUAAUUCAUCCCUCUUGAAACUUUGCCUCUCAGAGCCUGAGGAUGAGGCAGAUGUGACCAAGUCUGGCAAUCCUCCCCCUGAUGCCCUACUUCCAGGUUCUCCUUGGAAGAAGAAGCUGAGGAGUAACCCUGAGAAAGAAGAGACAAUGGAGGCCCUUCCGGACCAAGAUGUCUCUCCUUUGCCCUGGCCUUCACCAAGGAACAAAAGCAGAAAGCAUUCGGAGGCACUCAAGAAGUUGAGGGAAGUAAAUAAGCGCCUCCAAGACCUGCGGUCCUGCCUAAGCCCCAACCAGCACCAGAGUCCGGCCCUUCAGAGCCUAGAUGAUGAGGUGGUCCUAGUGGAGGAACCUGCCUUGUCACAGAGCCCGCGACUUUUCACCCUCAAGAUCCGGUGCCGAGCUGACCUAGUCAGAUUGCCUGUCAUGACGUCGGAACCCCUUCAGAAUGUGGUGGAUUACAUGGCAAAUCACCUUGGGGUGUCUCCAAGCAGGAUUCUUUUACUUUUUGGAGAGACAGAAUUGUCCCCUACUGCCACCCCUAAGGCCCUAAAACUGGGAGUGGCUGACAUCAUUGAUUGUGUGGUGCUGACCAGUUCUUCAGAGGCCACAGAGACAUCCCAGCAGCUCCAGCUCCGGGUGCAGGGGAAGGAGAAACACCAGAUGUUGGAGAUCUCACUAUCUCCUGAUUCUCCUCUUAAGGUCCUCAUGUCACACUACGAGGAGACCAUGGGACUCUCUGGACACAAGCUCUCCUUCUUCUUUGAUGGAACAAAGCUUUCGGGCAAGGAGCUGCCAGCUGAUCUGGGCAUGGAAUCUGGGGAUCUCAUUGAAGUUUGGGGCUGAAGCUUCCUCCUCCUGUUUGGAUGUAGAGCCAAGACUUGGGGACAACAGCUCCCACUUUUAUUAUUACUUUUUGCCCCACAAGGGCUAACAGAAACUGAGUUAGAACUCAUUUAUUUAUUUAUUUCCAGCACUGGGGAUUGAACCCUGGACUGUGCAUAUGCUAAGGAUGUUUCUGUGAAGUGGAGGUAAAACCAAGGCAUGACCUUUGACCUGUCUCUUGUUACCAUAGUCUCCAGCAGUUGGCUGAUUGUUACUUGUGUGACUGUCUGCCCCGGCCGCCUGUGCUGUGUAUGUGUUUGUGCUAUAUCUGGCAGUCCCUGGGGUACAAAAAGGGGUCUUGGCUCCCCACCAUUUCACGUUCAUUAGUGUACUUCAUCACACAUCUGCGCUGUGAAACUUGGCUCCCUACCAUUUCACGUUCAUUAGUGUACUUCAUCACACAUCUGCGCUGUGAAACUUGGCAUAUAUUGGGUUUGUUGAGCUAAAUGGGCAUUGCAUUUGGGUGUCCGACUUGGGAUUUAGGCCACACUGGGGGACCAACAGUGAUUUUAAUUUCUAUUUGAAAGCUGAGAAUGCACGUACAUUCCCUGGUGGGGAUCCUUGGUUGCAGGAAAAUAAGUAGGUGAUGGGCAGCAUAGAUGCUGAAGCUGAGAACUAGGUAGAUGAGUGUAAUUUUUAAAGGUUAACAAUAGUGGUGUCUUCAGCCCUGGGCAUCCAGUUUUCCAGGAUUAGCCAAUGUCUGCUACACACUUUCUGGCCUGUACAUCUAGCCACAUGUGAGCACACACUGUUGUUGAGUACGAGGUCUUCUCUAGUUUUCGAUCCUCUCGACCACUCUGUAUAUUUGUGUCUUUGAAUGUGAAUGUCUUUAUAAGAUAAAUUUCUAAAUGAGUGCGAUUUUAGUAUAUAUACACGGUAUUGUGCAAUAGACAUUCUGUCUUCACUCAGUAUGAGUGACAGUUUAGCCAUGUUAGCGCUUUGUAGAUCUGUUGUUGCUAUGCUCUGCUGUGGGUGCCCCUGAGGGGCGUUAGAUGAUUUUACUCACACAUUGCCUUAAGUGGGAGGAUGCCUGAGUCUCCAGCCUUCAUACCAUAUUCCAGGCUACAGCAAACAUCUUAUGUGUUUACUUCUGGGCCAGGAUGGGACUGUGGGUUAUACAGGUUCAUUUUUCUGGUUUUUCUAACGUUUUCUUCAGAAUGCGGACUGGCCUUUCUUGGAGCUUCUCUUUCCUUAUCUUUAACCAGUAUUUGGUGUUGCCGUACUUUAUGAUUUUGCCAGUUCAUUGUGUAUAAAGCACCGCAUACUUUAAUAUCCUUUAUCUGAUUCACCAUUUCUUAUCCACGUUCCCCUUCUGGUUAUCUUUGUUAACUGCUUGCUUUCAUGUGUGUUUCUUGUGAGGCUUGCUUUUGUGUGUGUUUCUUGUGAAUUGCUUAUGUUCUGGGCAAUUGCAAAUAGCCUUCAGAAUAGCACUUUGUGUAUUCAGGGGAUUUUCACCAAGCAGACAUUCUUAAUUUUAAUGUAGACGUUGGCUUUGGUCGAAGGUCUGUUGCUUUUUUUUUCUUCUUAGAGAAAAUGAGAAAGAACUUCGAGAGUGGGAGGGCUCUAGCGGGAAUCUCAGGAUUGAUACCUUUGGAUUUCUAAACUAGUUAAGAAACUUCCAUUUUCUUCUGUUAGCUUGCUAGUUUUUUGUUCUUUUAUCUCUCUCAUAUUGAGAUCACUAAACGAGAAUGGAGUUCUAGCUGGUCUGCCGUGGUGUGGUGUGGGUGCUGCUGUUCUGAGCUCUCAGCUCUGGCUCUCCCUGGUUGCAGCUAGGCUGUACUGGAUCCUGACUAUCGUACAUCACUUCUGAACCACCUGAAACGCACCUUGUUUGGGAGAGCAAGUUUAUUUUGUAUUUUAUUAUAAUGAGCCAGUUUUCUAAGCUUUGUCUACUAAAAAAAAAUUAAUCUACUAAUAUAUAGUCCUACUUUCACAAAAAUAUGUCAACUUCUUAAAUUUUUUUGUAAGAAUGUUUUUCCUUUGAAUUUUUAACAUUAAAAUACUCUGUGAAAUGGCAUAGCUUCCAGGUUUCUCGGCCCUCGUGUGAGGAUUAAUGAAUCUGGACACAUUGCUGUUAUGUAUUCAGUCUCGGCUAAUAAAGGGAGAUGCCUGUAACU
This is a messenger RNA of Microtus ochrogaster (prairie vole), 3423 nucleotides long. RefSeq names its product nuclear factor of activated T cells 2 interacting protein (gene Nfatc2ip). Gene Ontology annotation, biological process: positive regulation of transcription by RNA polymerase II; cytokine production. Gene Ontology annotation, molecular function: protein binding. The record is from RefSeq and is a predicted model, not a curated record. NCBI's taxonomy places the organism in Eukaryota, Metazoa, Chordata, Mammalia, Rodentia, Cricetidae.